Xenopus tropicalis (tropical clawed frog) is the source of this 3726-nucleotide messenger RNA. RefSeq lists its product as uncharacterized. NCBI's taxonomy places the organism in Eukaryota, Metazoa, Chordata, Amphibia, Anura, Pipidae. The record is from RefSeq and is a predicted model, not a curated record. The transcript has 10 exons. The coding region runs from base 66 to 2867 and encodes 933 amino acids.
UACACACAGGUGAGCUGCAGGCUAAGCUCUCCCUAUAGGAGAUUCGGACCCCAGAACCAGCGGAAAUGUCCAGACCCAAACAGGAAAGCCCCAGGCACAUUGUGGGGCUCACAUCCAGGUGCCCAGCGAUUUACCCCAAGUGGCUGACGGACCUGCUGACGACACAAUAUUCCGACCUUGUGUUGGCCGUGAAAUAUCUGCCCAUCUCCAGCGGCAGCUCAAGGCAAUGGAGAGCAGAAGUGAAGGCUUGUUCCAUUGUGAUCCUGUACCAUAGCACCAAAGAGGGGAGGAUUGGCCCCACCGGCACCAGAGGGACCAUAUAUGACAAGGAGCUUCUCUACUUGGCUCAGCAUCUAGGCCAAGAAAAAGUUAUGGUGGUGUUGGACGACAUGAAACCCAUCAGUGAAGCUGAAAAGGAGAAAACCCUGAAAAGUCUGAACAGCCUUCAGCGAUACUGCUGCCGGCUACUCCUCAUUCCCGAGAAUAGGAAAAUCACCGCAUUGCGCCAGAAAGCUCCAGAGAUAAGGAACUUCCUCGUGGGAGAACAUUGUAUCAAGAGAGCCACCUCUCCACCAAGCAGCUCAAGGCCGUCAAAGAACUCACGUCAAGCUCAUCUGUCUGGUACUCGGCCAAUCCCUAAGUCCGGAAGAAACAUGGCACCUCAGUCAGAUAUUAGACCCAGCUUUCAGUCUCGGGAGCCCUUACACCAAACAUAUCUCCGGCCAAGGCAAACUCAGCCCCCAUCUCCGACCAAAGUCCACAAAGUGGGCGUUUUCUCCCGGGCUGCAGGGAGCCAUUACCAGUGGCUGGUGAACCAGCUGAAAUCAGCCUUUGCGAAUGACGUGGGGGUUACCUUCCAUUCCGUGCCCAUAUCUAAUAAUUAUGUGGACUUCACUUCCGGGCUGGCUAAUUGCACCUUUGCCGUUCUGUACCACACACUGAAUUCUGGGCGCCUGAGUGUUACUGAUGUAACCGACUCACUGUACGACAGAGAACUGGAGGAUUUGUCUCUGCACCUAGGAAGGAACAAUGUCAUUGUGGUGCUUGAUGAUCUGACGGACAGUGGCCCAGAAGAGAAGAAGAAGAUCCUGCAGAACCAGCCCAGCAUUAAUAGACUGGCAUGGGAGCUGUUCCUCAUCAGUGAGAAAGAAAAAGGUUCCAGAGGGGGCAGUAACUCUUUCGAUAAUGUGUUGGAAUCCCAGAUUCUAAGGCUGAAACUGCAGAGAAUCGUAAACGUUAUAAAAGAGAACCAACCACGGUCUCCAGGAUAUGCAAGUUUGAAUGACAGAUUAAAACAAAGAGAAAUUCAGAGACCCACCUCGCGAGCUGGCCAAGCAGAUACAUCUGAGAGUCCAACCAACUCUAAGGCAGCCAAGAACUCACGUCAAACUCAUCAGUCAGAGAGUCAGCCCAGCUAUAAGCCUGGAAAGUACUUGGUACAUGAAUCAGAUGCUGCAUCCAGCCCUUUGCCUAGUGGGACCCCAUAUCAAUCGCCUAAACAAGAGCCUCAUAUUCAUGGGGCAAUGAGAAAGCAUCCUUCAUCUCCGACCAGGGUCCAUAAAGUGGGCAUUUUCUCCCGGGCUGCAGGGAGCCAUUACCAGUGGUUGGUGAACCAGCUGAAAUCAGCCUUUGUGAAUGACGUGGGGGUUACCUUCCAUUCUGUGCCCAUAUCUAAUAAAUAUCUGGACUUCACUUCCGGGCUGGCUAAUUGCACCUUCGCCAUUCUGUACCACACACUGAAUUCUGGGCGCCUGAACGUCACUGACGUGACCGACGCACUGUACGACAGGGAACUGGAGGAUUUAUCUUUGCACCUAGGAAGGAACAAUGUCAUUGUGGUGCUUGAUGAUCUGACGGACAGUGGCCCAGAAGAGAAGAAGAAGAUCCUACAGAACCAGCCCAGCAUUAAUAGACUGGCACGGGAGCUGUUCCUCAUCAGUGAGAAAGAAAAAGGUUCCAGAGGGGGCAGUAACUAUUCUGCUAGUGUGUUGGAAUCCCAGAUUUUAAAGUUAAAACUGGAGAGAAUCGUGCACAUUAUUAACGACAACACAGGGAUGGCGGCACCAAAGGGAACGAAUCAUAGACACCAGGAUUCAUUUCAAACUGAAUAUCAAAGACAAUUUACUGCGUCCCAACAGAGGGCUGACCACAAAGCUUCUCUGAGCCCCUCAAAGAGCGAUGAGGGAAAACCAACCUCGAAUGGGGUUUCUAGCAUAUGGGAGACAAAGGAGAACAUUUAUUAUGAUACGGAUUCCAAAACAGAAUUAGGUAAAUCCCGUAACAAAGGCCCAACUCUACCUAGAAGUGAAGAACAUGUGAAGGAGAACAUUGGAUUCACCGGUGCUCCUACGAGCUCAAGGGAUCCACAAAAUCCUUCCAGAAGAAGUAAUGAGGACACAUUAGGUUCUUCACCAUCCAGAACACCAGCAAGCCAUAAAUAUGACUCUUCAGCUUCAUACGGCAAGAGUCCCAAAGCAACUGAUCAUGAUCAGCAGAGGCCCUUGUCGUCUUUGUCUAAAAAGGCCCAGCAGAGGUCUGAAUCGGCAAAGAACCAUCACAAAACUGAAGCUCCAACAUCUCCACAUUCACUGGGUCAAAUGCAGAGCUCUCACCUGGUUGAUCUAAUGGACAAUCUAUUCCAACAACAACAUGAUAUGAUUUUAGAUUAUUAUAAGUCACAGUUGCUGAUAUAUGAGAAGGUCAUAAAGGCUUGGCAUGGACUUCGCCAACAGAUCAAUGAAAAGGACAACAAACUGACUGAGUGUCAGCACAUUAUCCAUAAACAGGAACUGACAAUAUGCAAACAGGAAAAUAUGAUUCGCCAGCUGAUGGACACGCACCCAUUGUAUCGUCAGAAUCGUAAAUAAGACGAGAGAAACGAGUAAAAAGUCAAUCGGUUGAAGUUCAUUAAUGGCUGAGAUUAUAGUAAUGGUUUGGAUUGAGCAUCUCAAACAGAGAACCUACGUAUUUGGUUAGAUGCUCCAUUACUUGACCAUUUUUACUCUCAGGCACAGAUUAUUCAAAGCUUUUUGUAAAUCACCGUUAUUCCUGUUGGAGAAUGAUUUUCUUUUCUGGAAAAGGGGAAAUCUGCCAUCAAAUAUCAGGGCUGUUCUAAUGUGGCUGAAUUGUUAAAGAAUAAUUCGUAUUUCCUACUGGUUGUAUAUAAUUGUUACUCAGGGUUAGAAAAAUCUAAGCUAUUUUGAAAGUUGUCUAUAAAUGUCUCCUAUACAGGGGUAAUGUAUUUACAUCUUUGGGAAGUAAUAAAUCUUAUACAAUAGGUCAAUAUAUUAACUAGAUUUAACGUAUAAGAUUUUAAAACGAGAAGUUUUUUGGAUAUUCACUCUUUAUACUAGAUUACCCAGCGGAAUGAAUUCAGAUUUUAAUGUUUCUUGUUAUUCUCACUAAAUUUUCAAUUCAACGAUGAAUACAACUCUUUUCCGGUGCAUUCAUAGGUCCUUCUUUUGAGAGUAUUUGUACAUUUCUUCAUAUUUAUCUAAAUGCAUAUAUACUUUUUAUAUUUAUCUAAAUGCAUUUUCUUCAUGCCCUUCCUCUUACAUAAGUGCUGUUCCUUUGAUUUUCUUAAGGAUGUAUAGUCCCCUCCCUUUCUUUUCUUCUAUCGGUCCUCAGCCUUUUAAAUACUGAUGUUGUUGUAUGUACAUUUUAGACAAUGAUUAAGUGUCAAAUGGACACAAAACGCGUUGGGCUUUUUGAGAUGAGUGUAUAAUA